CUGAAAAUGUAUUCUUUGGGUGAUUAAAGAGGAACUGCUUUCCUAAAACAUACCUGACCUUUAAGUUCAUACUGGUCUGUGACCCCCACCACCACCAUUAACCUCCAGAGUGAUUAGCCUACCCCUCUUGUAUUCCCAUGGAAGGAGCUGAGUAUAUUUAAUAAUAGGAGCACACCCAGAAGUCUUUGAGGAGGGGCAUGGCUCUUCAUAUUCAUGAAGCUUGCAUACUUCUAUUGGUCAUCCCUGGAUUGGUCACCUCUGCUGCCAUCAGUCAUGAAGACUAUCCUGCUGAUGAAGGUGACCAGACCUCCAGUAAUGACAAUCUGAUCUUUGAUGACUAUCGAGGGAAAGGGUGUGUGGAUGACAGCGGCUUUGUAUACAAGUUGGGAGAACGGUUUUUCCCAGGGCAUUCCAACUGUCCAUGUGUCUGUGCUCUAGAUGGACCUGUUUGUGACCAGCCAGAAUGCCCUAAAAUUCACCCAAAGUGCACAAAAGUGGAACACAAUGGAUGCUGUCCUGAGUGCAAAGAAGUGAAAAACUUUUGUGAAUAUCAUGGGAAAAAUUACAAAAUCUUGGAGGAAUUUAAGCCCUCUCCAUGUGAAUGGUGUCGCUGUGAGCCCAGCAAUGAAGUUCACUGUGUUGUAGCAGACUGCGCAGUUCCUGAGUGUGUCAACCCAGUCUAUGAACCAGAACAAUGUUGUCCUGUCUGCAAAAAUGGUCCAAACUGCUUUGCAGGAACUACAAUAAUUCCGGCUGGCAUUGAAGUGAAAGUGGACGAAUGUAACAUCUGUCACUGUCACAACGGGGACUGGUGGAAGCCGGCUCAAUGUUCAAAGCGCGAAUGCCAAGGCAAGCAGACUGUGUAGGACAAAUCCCAACCAAUGACAAGUUCUUAGGAGAGGAUGCUAUGGCUUCUACACUGCACAUGUUUAACACAAAACAAACAAACUCCUGCCAGCUACAACAGGGUCACCAGCAAAACCUUUUAGGGUUGA
This is a messenger RNA of Sciurus carolinensis (gray squirrel), 995 nucleotides long. It is a transcript of the gene Vwc2l, whose product is annotated as von Willebrand factor C domain containing 2 like. Lineage: Eukaryota; Metazoa; Chordata; Mammalia; Rodentia; Sciuridae. The transcript has 4 exons. Gene Ontology annotation, biological process: negative regulation of BMP signaling pathway. Gene Ontology annotation, cellular component: AMPA glutamate receptor complex. The record is from RefSeq and is a predicted model, not a curated record. Gene Ontology annotation, molecular function: protein binding. Bases 198 to 866 code for a protein of 222 amino acids.